AUGAGUCCUUCCGCAGACCCCAACGCCCGAACACCUCCUACUACUACCAAGAGCAUGGAGCCACAUGGCGAGCUUGAUUCAUCUAAGCUUAUAUACUCGCUCACCAUCAGCCCUCGUGCUGUACCAGAUGCGGCUUCCGCUACUAGCGGCAAGGAAACCAUAUGCACUGAUCAUAUGAUUACGGCGGUCUGGAAAGCAGGUUCAGGCUGGGAAGCCCCCCAGCUUAGACCGUAUGGAGCUCUAAAUAUCAUGCCUACAGCUUCCGUGCUGAAUUACGCAACUGAAUGCUUUGAGGGUAUGAAAGCUUAUCGCGGCGACGAUGGAAAGCUCCGACUGUUCAGGCCCGAUCGCAAUUGUGCCCGCUUUAACAAAUCGGCCAGCCGAAUUUCUCUGCCGAACAUUGAGGCGAAUGAGAUGAAAAAGCUGAUUAUGGUUCUUCUCAGCGUCGACGGUCCCCGUUGGCUUCCCAAGGAGCGCGCUGGAUCGUUUCUGUACCUUCGUCCCGUUAUGAUCGGCACUGAUCCUCAAGUUGGAGUCAAGGUGCCUAAAGAAGCUCUCGUAUAUAUCAUCGCUUGCUAUCUGCCGCCCAUGGAUAGUUAUCCGGGCGGCAUGCGUCUGCAAACCUCGCCUGACGAUGUCGUGCGUGCGUGGGUUGGUGGUUUCGGGUGGGCCAAACUUGGCGCCAAUUAUGGUCCUUCCAUAAUGACCAAAGCGCAAGCGGCUGCGCAGGGCUUCCAUGAGACUUUGUGGCUGUAUGGCGACCAGGGCGAAUGCACCGAGGCAGGUGCCAGUAACUUCUUUGUCGUCUGGAAGCGUAGGGAUGGUAAGACAGAGUUGGUUACUGCGCCACUCGACGAUAAGUUAAUUCUCGAUGGCGUCACGCGCGGCAGCUGCCUGGAACUGGCGCGACAGCACUUGGCCGGUCAUGUUGAAGUGACGGAGCGCAAAUUUACCAUCCAUGAGCUUAUUGAAGCUCAUGCUGAGGGCCGAAUUCGCGAGAUUUUUGCCUGUGGCACCGGAUUCUUCAUCUGUCCCAUCUCCCAUAUCCAUCACCAGGGCACGGACAUUACCCUUCCAAUGGACAACAAGAAUCAGGCCGGUGAAGUUACUAGCAAACUCAAAACUCUACUUGGCGAUAUCUUGUAUGGGCGUACCGAGCACAGCUGGGCUGUGGUCGUUCCCGAGAGGGAGUAG
Molecule: messenger RNA, 1194 nt
Organism: Akanthomyces muscarius
Lineage: Eukaryota; Fungi; Ascomycota; Sordariomycetes; Hypocreales; Cordycipitaceae
Exons: 2
Coding region: 1-1194 (397 amino acids)
Biological process (GO): L-leucine biosynthetic process; L-valine biosynthetic process
Cellular component (GO): mitochondrion
Molecular function (GO): branched-chain-amino-acid:2-oxoglutarate transaminase activity
Source: RefSeq, a predicted model, not a curated record